AUUGCUAAUUCUGGCUGAUUCAUUGUACACACGCGAAUAAGCGUACAACUGAGGAAACUGAGGAUUUUUCUACUUUAUACAGUCCCACAGAAUCAUGGACCGGCUACUGAGGCUUGGAGGAGGGAUGCCUGGACUUGGGCAGGGUCCUCCGACAGAUGCCCCUGCUGUGGAUACAGCUGAGCAAGUUUACAUCUCCUCUCUGGCUCUUCUCAAGAUGUUGAAGCAUGGGCGUGCUGGUGUGCCUAUGGAAGUAAUGGGUUUGAUGCUGGGAGAGUUUGUGGAUGACUACACCGUGCGUGUGAUAGACGUGUUUGCCAUGCCUCAGUCUGGAACGGGUGUCAGUGUGGAGGCUGUGGACCCUGUGUUUCAAGCCAAGAUGUUGGACAUGCUGAAACAGACGGGAAGGCCGGAGAUGGUGGUUGGCUGGUAUCACAGUCAUCCUGGCUUUGGAUGCUGGUUGUCUGGUGUGGACAUUAACACACAGCAGAGCUUUGAGGCUCUGUCUGAACGUGCUGUAGCAGUGGUGGUGGACCCCAUUCAGAGUGUCAAAGGAAAGGUUGUCAUAGACGCAUUCAGACUCAUCAAUGCCAACAUGAUGGUUCUGGGUCAUGAACCGAGACAAACCACGUCUAACCUGGGCCAUCUGAACAAGCCUUCCAUCCAGGCUUUAAUUCACGGGUUGAACAGACAUUACUAUUCAAUCACCAUCAACUACAGGAAGAAUGAGCUUGAGCAAAAGAUGCUGUUGAACUUGCACAAGAAGAGUUGGAUGGAGGGACUGACUCUGCAAGACUACAGUGAACACUGUAAACUCAAUGAGACAAUUGUCAAGGAGAUGCUGGAGCUUGCCAAAAACUACAAUAAGGCUGUAGAGGAAGAAGACAAGAUGACCCCGGAACAGCUGGCCAUUAAGAAUGUGGGAAAACAGGAUCCCAAACGGCAUUUGGAGGAACAUGUGGACGUUCUGAUGACGUCCAAUAUUGUGCAGUGCCUAGCAGCCAUGUUGGACACCGUGGUGUUCCAGUGACGCUCUUCUGUGCAUAACAUGUUCAUAUUCAUUGUCUGUUUUGUCUUUUUAAGAAAUAAAAUUAUAUAAAAACCUGUCAACAUAGACUUCAUCUAUCUGUUUUGUGCAUCUCUUUAUGUGCACACAAUACACUCAACCACUGAAUAUGUUGCAGUGGGCAUAGACAUAUGAUGACGUUAUACAGAGAGACGUUAUUCCGUUAAGAGCCUUCAAGGAGAGA
Molecule: messenger RNA, 1247 nt
Organism: Chanos chanos (milkfish)
Lineage: Eukaryota; Metazoa; Chordata; Actinopteri; Gonorynchiformes; Chanidae
Gene: psmd14
Product: proteasome 26S subunit, non-ATPase 14
Exons: 11
Coding region: 95-1027 (310 amino acids)
Molecular function (GO): protein binding; metallopeptidase activity
Source: RefSeq, a predicted model, not a curated record